Molecule: messenger RNA, 933 nt
Organism: Trypanosoma cruzi
Lineage: Eukaryota; Euglenozoa; Kinetoplastea; Trypanosomatida; Trypanosomatidae
Product: D-alanyl-glycyl endopeptidase-like protein, putative
Exons: 1
Coding region: 1-933 (310 amino acids)
Cellular component (GO): cytoplasm
Molecular function (GO): ligase activity
Source: RefSeq, a predicted model, not a curated record
AUGGGUACACUUCGGGAAAACAAUGCAGGUUUCGGUGACGAGAAAAUGGAUCACUCCAAUAAUUCCAUCCGCGUGUCAACGCCGAGGAUGCAGCCAGGGGAAGCGGAGCUCGUUAAUUCCCUCGAUCUCAACGGUCCAACCAACGAAUUCGCCGGUGAGCAGGUGGAAAUGCAAAGCAAUGAUUCCCAAGACACCUUUAAGAAGCGAAUGAGUCGCAUAAAUGCGAUUUUGACGUCGGUGGUUAUUUGGUCAUUUCUCCUGCUCACUCUCUUGUUUUUGGCAUCCAUUGUGUUCGGCAUUGUGUACUCCGGGAUCCAUUAUCAUGGCCCAGGCUGGCACGAUGCUUCUUCGGCGAAAUCCGCCUGUGUUUCACCUUAUGGUGCCAUACUUGGCGCGGCAGGCGAUGUGUUUGCGUACAGUAACUGCAUCAGAAAUUACGAUAGUAAAAGCAGGAAUAACGUUUCAAGUCAAAACAAAGAAAGCGGAUUGAAGUGGGAUUGCAUGGAGUUUGCAAGGCGGUAUUGGAUGCUUCGUGGAACUCCCGUGCGUGCAACGUUUGACUCAGUGGUCGGAGCUGCCGACAUUUGGGCACUGAACUUCGUGCGGCUCCUUGACGGCUCUAAAACGCCGCUGCUUAAAUACCCCAACGGCCUCCCACGCCGUGAUGGCGGCUCCGCUCCGCGUGCCGGCGACCUGCUGAUAUACCCGCGUCAGCGGGAGGAUUUUCCGUUUGGACACGUCGCCGUCGUUGUCGGUGUGACGAAGAACUCUGUUCUCGUUGCAGAGCAGAACUGGGACAACAAGAUGUGGCCCGGACCGUACCACAACCACUCCCGCGAAAUUCGCAUGCUGUACAGCCCCAUCCAUGACGCCUACAACAUUACGGAGGAGGAAAACAUCAUCAUUGACGGGUGGAUGAGGUACACCACGUAG